CGAUUUAAAAAAUUGUUUAUGUUUACAUCUAGUGCUCAUGACCAGCUGAUUGGGGGCGGCAAGAGACAUGUGACAGUCAUUAGUAAAGGAGAUAGUGAAGAAUGGAAUUUGAAAGCCCAGAUGUUGAAAAAGAUUUUCCAGGACUUUACGCAUCUGAAUCAGGAAAGAAGAGUAAUGAAAGUGACUUCAGCGAUGAAGCACACGAGCGCCCUUCAAAAAAAGACUUACUGAUUGGUAAAAGGAAAGAUAAGAAAGACUCAAAAAAAGACAGAGGAUAUGCAGCACUGGAAGGAGAAAGUUCACCUGAAGAGGAUCCUGAGAUAAAAAGCCCAUCCAAGUCUAAGAAGUCUAAAUCAUUUAAAUUUCCUAGCAAGAAAGAGAAACGGGAAAAAUCAAGAGAAAAGGAAGUCAAAGAAAAGGAAAGAGACUCUGAAAAAGAAAAAAAGAAGGAAAAGGAAACAAAAAUGAAACUGAAAUUAAGGGAACGCAAAAAAUCAAAACAUUUGGAAGAUGGUUCAAUCUUUGGUGACGAGCAACCUGUCUUUGGUGUCCCACUACACGUGGCUACAGAAAGAAGUCAUUGUCAUGAUGGAGCAUAUAUUCCAUUGGUGAUCCGAGAAUGUAUUGAUUACGUACAAGAAAAUGGUCUUACCAUGGACUCUAUAUACAAGCUCUCUGGAAUUAAGUCCAAAGUACAGUAUCUUAGGAGAUUAUAUAAUCAAGGAGAAUGUGUCCAACUGUCUGACUAUGAGCCUCCAGUUGUUACAAGCCUUCUCAAACAAUUUUUCAGGGAACUACCAGAACCUAUUUUGACAAAUGAUCUUCUGUCUCGAUUUGAAGAGGCUGCUGCAGAGAAGGAAGUUACAAUUCGUGAAGCUGAACUGCAAGGACUCAUUAGCCAGCUCCCAAAAUGUAAUUUGCAUCUUUUGGGUUGGAUGAUGGUACAUCUUGAUAAUGUAACAAUACAUGAAAAGUACAAUAAAAUGAAUGCUCAAAACAUAGCAAUAACUUUGAGCCCAGUUUUGCAAAUGAGCCACCGACUGCUUACAACAUUGCUGUGUCACUGCCGAACCCUCUUCCCCGAUAUCAGUAUUGUCAAAUACGUGCCGCCGCUGAGUGCCGGGAGCCCAAGCCUUCCAGACACAGUGCCUGCAAUAUCAGUUGAACUUGCAAAGCAGGAGUCAUUACUUAACCACAUUCAUCAACAAAUGAAUGCUGGUUAUGUAUCAAAGAGAAAUGAGGAACAACUCUGGGAGGUGCAAAGGCUAAUCACACAACUCAAGAGAAAACUGAGGACUGUUCAAAGAUCACAGGAAAUGAAUCACGGCCAGAAGAGCUUGGAGGAGAAACCGCCAGAGGAUGAAUUCCAUAUUGACUUAUCACUACAGAAGUUCCAUUCAUGUUCAGAAGAUGAUACAGUUGUUGGCACAACUGCAGUUGUAAAACAAGAAACAGAAACACGCACAGUGAAAACUUCACCAUCAGCAUCUGUGACUAUUGAUGACAUUGAUGGCCGGCAGGAUCAAAAUGUAACACAGAAUCAAGAUCAUACAGCAAAUGUUUCAAAAUCACAAGCAGCUGCUGAAGAUGUAGACACUGAUAAUGAUGUCAAGGAAUCAAAAGGAGCAGAUAAUGGGAAGAAUGCAGAGAAAAGGCCUCAUAACCAAACAGAACAUCAUUCCCCAGAAGUGGAGGACUCCAGUGAAUCUCAGCAUGAAGAAACAUUAUUGCGUUUGGAAUACCGUGAACUGUUAAAUCUCCAGGCUGACCUCCAGGGCCGCGUAGCAGGAGAGAAGGCAGAAGUGAAGCGCCUCCAGGCUGAGAUUGCCGCAAUUAAAUCUAAAUGUGGCUACAGGAGCCUAGAAAUAACUAGUUCAGAUGGAAGCAGUUCUGCCUCUGAUACGGAUGGUAGUGAUGCAGAAGAUUUGGAAAUAGAGUCUCGCAUUACUGACUUGCAGCGAGAGAAUUUAUUACUGCAGCAAAAGAAGGCCAGCCUCAUAAAAUGCAUCAUGGAUGAGAGAAAGGCAUGUGUCAACCUCAGAGUUCAGCUCAGCCUUCUGCAACUCUCACAAGAGUCAAAACAAAUAUGAAUUAGUGACACGCAAAACAAAGAACUUAUUGUUGAAAGAGGUGAUACUGAUAAUGAAGAAGUUAAUUACUCCAACUAUCCAAUACAAAGUUUUAUUACAAUGAGCAGACUGGUGAAAGUUUUUAGUUCACUCAAAGUAACAGUAUCAAUCUGCUUAACUGUAUCUGAUAUUAUAUGUAGUACAAAGUGUGUAAUAAAAUAAGUAUGCUACUA
This is a messenger RNA of Schistocerca piceifrons (Central American locust), 2302 nucleotides long. RefSeq names its product ralA-binding protein 1 (gene Rlip). NCBI's taxonomy places the organism in Eukaryota, Metazoa, Arthropoda, Insecta, Orthoptera, Acrididae. The record is from RefSeq and is a predicted model, not a curated record. The coding region runs from base 102 to 2090 and encodes 662 amino acids. The transcript has 13 exons. Gene Ontology annotation, biological process: small GTPase-mediated signal transduction. Gene Ontology annotation, molecular function: GTPase activator activity; small GTPase binding.